CAAUCGCACACAGCAAAACGAGUGUAGAAGAAAAAGAAAACAUUAAACGGAUUUUUCUUUGCUGCCUGCUUCGAACAGGAAAAAGUGAUAUUCUUUGAUUUUUACACAAAAAACGUGAAUUUGUUUUGUUUUAAGUUUACAAACUUACUGCGAGUGUGAAGUUUGCAGUCGGGUGUGUAGGUGAAAAGUGGUUUUGUUAAUAUUAUUGCGUAUUUAUUGGAAUCGCGAAGAAAAUACUUUCGGUCGGUGGUUGUUUUCGUUCCUUUGGUUUGGUGCGUCGCGAUUUUCUUCCUUCGACGGUUGAACUGUUUGUUCUGCCUGCUCGGAAAUAAGAAGAAUUCCUUCAGAGAUCAAGCUGGAUUUGCAUGAAUUUCGAAGACUAUUGUUUGUAGCUCGAUGGAUAUUCUUACCGAGAGCAGUGGUGUCGAUUCUUCACCUGAUAUGAAUUCAAGCGUCGAAUUGCCGUCGCCGGAGAGACGCUCGGUGAUGCCCAGAAAAUUGACGUUUUGUGCAUCACCGGAUGGGGAAAAUCCGAUGGGUGAUUACCGGCGAGGCGCAUUGAACGUAAGUCCUCGCAAGCAACCAUCACUUUCACCUCCUUACCGGAAAGUCAGAGCCCUCCGACUGUUCGAUUCACCGGCUACUCCGAAGACGAUUAUUCAGAAGUCUACUAGUAAAAUUCUAAAAUCACUUGCCAACGGUUGUGCCAAAGAUGGGUUGGAAGUUCCUGCGGUUGAUGCUAAAGUUUCGUCAAUCUGCGAAAAGCCACGGGCAGUACCACUGCAUCGUAACUGUGAGAAUGUUAGGCCGUCCGCUAACGUGAACCCAUUCACCCCUCCGGGUAUGUUCAUGCGAACCAAAAAGCGAACACGUUCUGGUCAAGAUGGAAACGACAAUCUACUGAAUUCCAGUUUUCCAGCAAGCUUUCCUUGCAACAAAAUCAAUCAGAUGCAGCAGCCAUCGUUACGGCACAGUAUUGGGUUCUUCCAAAUGCAACCCAAGUACGACAAUGAAUCUCUGAAAACCUCUAGCUUACUGGAAGAUGAUCUGAGUGAGGUGCGUCAAGCUCCGAAGCGCCUAGCGCUGCAGGAUUCCAACAUCUCCCGGUACGAAAAAGAGUUUGUUGAAAUGUCGCUUUUGGGAGUCGGUGAAUUCGGACUAGUCUAUCAGUGUAUAAACCGGUUGGAUGGCUGUGUGUAUGCGAUUAAGAGAAGUAUUAAACCGGUGGCAGGAAGUUCCUUUGAAAAGACAGCUCUGAAUGAGGUCUACGCGCAUGCCGUCCUCGGGAAGCACGACAACGUCGUCCGAUAUUAUUCCGCUUGGGCGGAAAAUAAUCACAUGCUGAUUCAGAACGAGUUCUGCAACGGGGGCAGUCUGCAGACUCUGCUUCAGGAACGCACGUUAAAGGAAUCGGAACUGCGAAUGUUGUUGCUGCACAUUGCGGAAGGUUUGAAGUAUAUUCAUUCGAACGAUCUCGUUCACAUGGAUCUGAAGGCUGGAAACAUUUUCCUCACCAAAGUGCCAAUUCGGCCGGUAUCCUGCUCCGGAACGACAGCCCAUCAAGCGGAUUGUGCCGAUGAUGGUUUCGAAGAUGUAUACGAUGACUUGGAAAAUGAGUUUCUGAUUACGUACAAGAUUGGUGAUCUCGGUCACGUUACCUCAGUUAAUGAUCCACAGGUCGAGGAAGGAGAUUGUCGCUAUCUGCCGAACGAGAUCCUGCAGGAGGACUUCACUAAUCUACCGAAGGCGGACAUUUUCUCGUUGGGCAUUACGCUGUAUGAAGCUGCUGGCGGGGGUCCACUGCCAAAGAAUGGUCCAAUAUGGCACCAGCUGAGAAGUGGAAAUUUCGCCGACCUGCCCGGAAUUAGUCGAGAGCUCAACGAGCUGAUCAAGUUGAUGAUGCACCCAGAUCCGGAGAAGCGACCAAGUUCGUCGACGGUUUUCAAUCACUCUGUUUUAUCGCCGGUUGAUUCCAAAACGAAGGCACAACUGUGCUUAGAGUUGAAUAUGGAGCGACAGAAGAAUGAAGUGCUGAUGCGAAAGUUGAAGGAGCAAAGUAAAAUGCUGAAGUCGUACGAGCAAGCACAGACGCCAAUUACUCGCAAGUGCCGAACCAGCAACACCCGGGAGUUAACAGUGUCGGACCGCAAGCUACGUUCCUAUUCGCGUAAGAAGCGUUCUACCAAUCUAAUCACAACGCGACGUGGCAUUCGGGACAACAGCAAGGGCAAGGAUUACUAGGAGGAAACUCCCGCGCACUUCCGUAUACUAAUAAAGUGAAAACAGCACCCAGGUAAAGAAACAAAAAAGUUCAUCCAUUUUUGUUGCUUUGUGAAGCAACCGAUAUGCCGAAACAGCUCGCAGCUUAGAGCAAUCGUAUUGAAAUCGUUACAACAGAAGAAUUGAAACCAAUUCAAACAGAGACAACAACUAAGAGAGAAAAGCGAACAAUCGUUUUAGAUACACAAAUUGGUUUUUUUCAGUGCCUAUUUGCACUCUUUACUGAAACACUUUUUUACUCAUUCACACGUUUUAUACUUUUUUUUGCUUAUUUUUCGACGUCUUUUAAUUGCUAAAUUUAUUCCGCUUAUCAAUUUUUAAAUUCAAAAUUUCUUUUAAACAAUAUGUUAGCUAGCGAGCAGUUGCACACUAUCUGCUUAUAUUUUAGUUAAAUGAGGAAGUGUUUCCAAGUUGAAUAUACGUUUGGAGAAGAAGAAAGUUGAACUGGUAUUAGCAUAUUUUUAAGUGUUUGAUUUGUUAAGUGAAACAGAAAUACAAAGGAAGUAAACCCAAAAAAAAACAAAUAAGCUGUGACUUGUUGUUGGAGUGUGCCUUUCAAAAAAAAAAAAAUGACAACCGAUUGUUAUAGAUAACUCAAAUCAGAUCAGCCCUCGGUACAAACUAGGUAUGAUAUUAAAGAUCUAAUCGAUAAACUGUUACGACAGAAUCCAAGUGAAUAAAAUGACCGAAUCAGGUUCCAUCGAAGGAAGGAAAAAAACAAAGCAGGAAGAUAAAUUUAACGAGGAUAAAAAGUCCAAAUAAGAAGAUAGAGAGAGAAAGAGGAAACUUGUGAUUUUACUACGUAAGAACAAGAAAAAAAAAAACAAACAUAGGAAUAAAAUGCUACAAAGGCUACAAAAGGAUUUAUUUUCUGUCCGCGCAUCUAUUAUAAAUGCAUUCUGCAAGCACAUUCACUUACUUCUGAAAAGUGAUUAGAAUUCUUCCAUUCCUAACACUCCACGCUACCAUAUGGAUGUAGCUUAUACAAAAACUAAGGAAAUAGACUGUCGUAGAGCCAACCCUGUAUCCACUCUUGAACACAGUUUUUUUCGUAUGCCAUAGAAGCCAAUAGUUAGCUUCCACUGUGCGGGUGUCACACCAUUCACUGCUAGUUGUUAAGUUAUAUUUUCAUCCAAAAAGUUUUAUUUUGAUAAGUGAUUUUCCUAGAACUGUAACGCAUCAUUGUAGAACCUCUCGCAAAGGAAAGAAAAUUCACAAUAAAGAGAUAUUAAUAAAUUUCACUAA
This is a messenger RNA of Wyeomyia smithii (pitcher-plant mosquito), 3525 nucleotides long. It is a transcript of the gene Wee1, whose product is annotated as wee1-like protein kinase. Lineage: Eukaryota; Metazoa; Arthropoda; Insecta; Diptera; Culicidae. Gene Ontology annotation, biological process: mitotic cell cycle; protein phosphorylation. Gene Ontology annotation, molecular function: magnesium ion binding; non-membrane spanning protein tyrosine kinase activity; ATP binding. The transcript has 4 exons. The coding region runs from base 397 to 2241 and encodes 614 amino acids. Gene Ontology annotation, cellular component: nucleus. The record is from RefSeq and is a predicted model, not a curated record.